Messenger RNA from Trichechus manatus latirostris (Florida manatee), 1184 nucleotides. RefSeq names its product RP9 pre-mRNA splicing factor (gene RP9). Gene Ontology annotation, biological process: RNA splicing. NCBI's taxonomy places the organism in Eukaryota, Metazoa, Chordata, Mammalia, Sirenia, Trichechidae. The coding region runs from base 74 to 760 and encodes 228 amino acids. The transcript has 6 exons. The record is from RefSeq and is a predicted model, not a curated record.
GCGGAGGAAGUGCAGUCUUCACCGCCGCCGCCUCAGCCGCGCUUCCCGGUAGCCUAGCGCCGCGUAGGCCGCGAUGUCCUCUCGGCCGGGGCGCGACGACGCGGGGGCCGGGAGCGCGCGGCGGCCACGGGAGCUGUCCGAGCAGGAGCUGCAGCGUCGCCGGGAGCAGAAACGGCGGCGCCACGACGCGCAGCAGCUGCAGCAGCUCAAGCACCUGGAAUCCUUUUAUGAAAAACCUCCUCCUGGGCUUAUCAAGGAAGAUGAGACUAAGCCAGAAGACUGUAUACCAGAUGUACCAGGCAAUGAACAUGCCAGGGAAUUUCUGGCUCACGCACCAACUAAAGGAUUGUGGAUGCCACUGGGGAAAGAAGUCAAAGUUAUGCAGUGUGAGCGUGGAAGAGUUUCAAGUUGGCGUUGUAAACGGUAUGGUCACCGAACCGGUGACAAAGAAUGCCCUUUCUUUAUCAAAGGCAACCAAAAGUUAGAACAGUUCAGAGUAGCACAUGAAGACCCCAUGUAUGACAUCAUACGAGAGAAUAAAAGACAUGAAAAGGAUGUAAGGAUACAGCAGUUGAAACAGUUACUGGAGGAUUCCACCUCAGAUGAGGAUGGCAGCAGCUCCAGUUCCUCAGAAUGUAAAGAGAAACACAAGAAAAAGAAGAAGAAAGAAAAGCAUAAGAAAAGAAAGAAAGAAAAGAAAAAGAAGAAAAAAAGAAAGCACAAGUCUUCCAAGUCAAAUGAGAGUUCAGACUCAGACUGACAAGGACUUAACUUGUUCAGCAUUUUCUUCUCAAAAAUUAAACAUUGUGGCCAAAGAACAGGGGAAGACGCAAUUGGAGAGGACAUGGGAGAGAGAGAAACCAAGAGACAUCAUGGCUGUGAGUUCUCACCUGCCUUCCAGUAAGGAUGCUACCCACAGAAGAGGGAGUUGUCUCUUCCCAGGUGCUUGUUCUGAACAGCAGCAGAUUUCAGUCAGGAAAGCUGACUCAGUGGCCUCCUCUCGGCUGAAUCGGAAGUUUGUGAUUCACUUGAAAGGCCUCCUCUAGGGUGGCAGGACUAAGGGAAUCUCUGAGGAAGGUCUUCCGUGGUUUUCCCCCGCCUUAGUGAGGCUACUUAAUUCCCAUAGAUUUCAGGCUUGUGUUUUCUCUGAUGUUGAGGAUAAUAAAAGUUGAUUAUUUUAUUUA